Spea bombifrons (plains spadefoot toad) is the source of this 2658-nucleotide messenger RNA. RefSeq names its product peroxisomal biogenesis factor 5 (gene PEX5). The coding region runs from base 212 to 2086 and encodes 624 amino acids. Gene Ontology annotation, molecular function: protein binding. The transcript has 16 exons. Gene Ontology annotation, cellular component: cytosol; peroxisomal membrane. Gene Ontology annotation, biological process: protein import into peroxisome matrix, docking. The record is from RefSeq and is a predicted model, not a curated record. NCBI's taxonomy places the organism in Eukaryota, Metazoa, Chordata, Amphibia, Anura, Pelobatidae.
UGUGUGGGGCUACCACCUGCCCCUGUGUGUCAGCUCCCCCUCAUUCCUCUAUGGAUAGGAGGUUUUUGGAACAUAGAUCCUCCCGUAUUUACUAUUUCCCCCUAAUGUGUUGCAGCCCCCCUCCCCAUCCCAGGCUGACCCCGAUGCGAGGGCGAGAAACCUACAGGCAGAUCGGCCCCAUCCGGCCCCCGUUUCUCUUGCUAGAGUAACCAUGGCGAUGCGAGGAUUAGUGGAAACAGAAUGUGGCGGCACCAACCCACUCAUGAAACUGACCGGUCACUUCACCCAGGACAGGGGCCUGCGCGAGGAGGGCCUACAGCCUGGGACGUGGCCUCAAGGAGCCAUCGCCGUCUCAAAACCUCUCGGUGAAGCCACAGAAGACGAGCUUGUGUCCGAGUUCCUGCAGUCUCGCGCUCCCUCUCUUCAUGCGCGUGCUCCUCACACCUUUAAGAUGGACGGCCUUUUGGCAGAGAUGCAACAGAUCGAGCAAAGCAGCUUCCGACCGGAGCCUCUACGAGCCCCCAACGUGGCCGAUCUUGCGCUCUUGGAGAAUUGGACCGAGGAGUUUGCUGGCCCUGAAGCUGUUGAUCCCGUAGAAGAAGAGGAUUGGAGUCGAGAGUUCACCGAACAGACAGACCCCCUCUCUUCCCCGUCCCGUUGGGCCGAAGAAUACCUCCAGCAGUCGGAAGAAAAACUCUGGUUGGGGGAGAACGAGGGCACGAUGGCCGAGAAAUGGUCUCAAGAGUAUCAGCCUGAAGACGAUCUACAGAGAGAAGCCAAAUCCCUCCUGUCUCAAGUAACUGACCCCAAACUGGCCAACAGUCAGUUUCUCCAGUUUGUGAGGAAGAUAGGGGACGGAGAACUCACUCUCACGCACACUCCGAGCGCCCUCUCCCAGGCGGCCCCUCAGGCAGAGCAGUGGUCUGAGCAGUUUAUACAGGAACAGGCGCUCGCGGAGCAGUGGGUCGACCAGUUUGCCCCCAUGGAGAAAGAAUUUGAAACGGCCAAGGCCGCUGUAGAGGCUGAUGUGGAUUUUUGGGACAAGCUGCAGGAAGAGUGGGAGGAAAUGUCGAAACGAGAUGCAGAAGCCCACCCGUGGCUGUCAGACUUCCAGGACCUGUCUGCUAAAUCUUAUGACAAGGGGUACGUUUUUGAAGCCGACAACCCGUUUUCCGAGGAGCAGCAACCGUUUGAAGAAGGUUUGAAGCGCCUGAGGGAAGGAGACCUGCCCAGCGCGGUCCGAAUGUUUGAAGUGGCCGUACAGAGGAACCCCCAGCACAUGGAGGCUUGGCAGUAUCUGGGCACGACGCAGGCAGAGAACGAGCAAGAACUGGCAGCCAUCAGCGCUUUGCGCAGGUGCCUGGAGCUGAAGCCGGAUAAUAGCAACGCGCUGAUGGCGCUGGCCGUGAGUUUCACCAACGAGUGUCUCCAGCAGCAGGCGUGCGAGACGCUACGUGAAUGGCUGCGAUAUAACCCAAAGUACAGCCACCUGGUGACCGACGAGAUCGCCAGCGGAAACGCUCCGAGGACGCGCACGUUUGGGACUCUGCUGUCCGACUCUUUGUUUUCGGAAGUGAGGGAACUCUUUCUGUCAGCCGUGCGCUUGGACCCAUCGAACGUGGAUCCUGAUGUGCAGUGUGGACUCGGUGUGCUGUUCAACCUGAGUGGGGAGUAUCAGAAAGCUGUGGACUGCUUCACCGCCGCUCUGAGCCAGAGACCCGACGAUUACUUGCUGUGGAAUAAACUGGGUGCCACGCUGGCCAACGGUAAUGACAGCGAGGCUGCCGUGGAGGCUUAUCGGCGGGCGCUGCAGCUACAGCCCGGAUUCAUCCGCUCCCGAUACAACCUGGGGAUCGCCUGCAUUAACCUGGGGGCGCACAGGGAGGCCGUGGAGCACUUUCUGGAGGCCCUCAGCAUGCAGCGGCAAAGCGGCGGCUCGGGAGAUGCCAUGUCCGACAAUAUCUGGAGCACCCUGCGCAUGGCCUUGUCCAUGCUCGGGCAGAGUGACCUGUACGCCGCGGCCGACGCACGCGAUCUCGGCGCCCUCCAGUUGGCUUUUCCUCCCCACCCGACGAGCAGCCAGUGACCACCGACUGACCCGCUGCCCUGCGAGUGCAUGCUAGGGGGUCGCCCGCAGUGCGCCGGUUCCGGAGUGAGCUAAAAAAUCCAGAGGGCCGAAGCUGCAUCGGAAGGAAAUCUCCACCGUACUCCGUGCGGCUCGGUGACUCUUUGCGGAUGUAAUCUCUCCCUUCAUUGGCUGGUACGGAAGGAAAAAGACGCUUUCUGUUUCUAAUUAGAGCUUUAAUUUUAUUUAAUUUUCAUCUCUGCGUGAGAAGCCGUGUAAUAUCCUGCUAGUACGACGCGGUGUCGCUGGAGAGAUCCCUCUUUAGCCUUUUGGUCCAUCGUUCUGAUUGUUUUCCCCUGUGGCUCUGUGAACGGCCUCCGCUUGGACGCUCGGGCAGCGGGUAGAGUUCCAGCUUCGUCUCCAUGUCGUUGACUAUUGGAGGUCUGGAGCCUCGAUUACAAUUUAAACAGGGUCUUCGGGCAUAAUCACCGUCAAUGGGACCCCUGAACUGCGUCCAGGUCCUUACUAGAGGCCACUGAGCUUCGUGGUCUUUGGGUAUCGACGAUGAUCGCUCGCGGUUCCAGCCCCAGAGA